AUCGGGGAACUCUAGGGUUUCUCGUGCUCCGUCUACCAGAGGUGGGCCGGAAUCGCAGCCACCUCUUACCACGUCCUUCUUCCCGCUACCUUUGUAGGUUAUCGUUCCGAACCUCUUCGUUUUUCUAUCAUGGCUGCUUCCGAUGUUGAAUUUCGUCUAUUCAUUGGCGGUCUUUCCUGGUCAACGGACGACAAAUCGCUACAGAGCGCCUUCAGCACCUUCGGCGACGUACUCGAGUCAAAGGUUAUCAAUGAUCGGGAGACGGGGAGGUCGAGGGGCUUUGGAUUCGUGACUUACGGUAACGAGCAGGCUAUGCAGGACGCCAUCGAGGGAAUGAAUGGGCAAAACCUUGACGGUAGGAACAUCACCGUCAACCGGGCUCAGUCUCGAUCCGGCGGUGGAGGCGGAAACGGAGGCGGAGGCGGAGGCGGCGGUUAUCGCGGUGGUGGUGGCGGAUAUGGAGGCGGCGGCGGCGGUGGAUAUGGAGGUGGAGGUGGUCGGAACGAUGGUGGCUUUGGAGGUGGGAGGAGCGAUGGUGGAUACAACCGUGGUGGCGGUGGUGGAGGGGGGGAGCGCGGGUUUGUAGGAAGGCGAGAUCGUGGUUAUGAUGGCGGAUCUCGCUACUCAAGAGGCGGGGGAGGUUCUGAUGGGAACUGGAGAAACUGAAGGGACGUCAGAUCCGAUCUUAUUAUGGAACUGGGUCUUUGUAGUAGAGACGGUUCUGGUUAUCUAGGGUUUUUGAUUUGGUCCAUGACUGCUGAGUCUUGUUGUUUGUUGUCGCUUGUUUUUUAAAACACUAGGGUGCUACUUGGAUGAUGAGAUUGGAAAAAAGAAAUGGUAAAUCCAAACUUGUUCGCUUUUGCUAGAUUGUUUUGUUAUGGGUGUUGUGAUUGGAAAAGCAUUUGUUUUUAA
Phalaenopsis equestris is the source of this 912-nucleotide messenger RNA. RefSeq names its product glycine-rich RNA-binding protein 1-like. Gene Ontology annotation, molecular function: RNA binding. The record is from RefSeq and is a predicted model, not a curated record. NCBI's taxonomy places the organism in Eukaryota, Viridiplantae, Streptophyta, Magnoliopsida, Asparagales, Orchidaceae.